Caenorhabditis elegans is the source of this 2613-nucleotide messenger RNA. It is a transcript of the gene unc-18, whose product is annotated as Acetylcholine regulator unc-18. Gene Ontology annotation, biological process: establishment of vesicle localization; vesicle-mediated transport; exocytosis. NCBI's taxonomy places the organism in Eukaryota, Metazoa, Nematoda, Chromadorea, Rhabditida, Rhabditidae. The record is from RefSeq and is marked reviewed. The transcript has 9 exons. Gene Ontology annotation, cellular component: plasma membrane; axon; cytosol. Bases 37 to 1812 code for a protein of 591 amino acids.
GUUAAUUGUGAGUGCAUCGACGAGGAUUUUUGAGUGAUGUCACUCAAACAAAUCGUUGGGCACAAACUGCUCAACGAUGUAAUCCGUCCACUGAAGAAGGGAGACGGGCGUAGCGCGUGGAAUGUUCUCAUCGUUGACACCCUAGCCAUGCGGAUGUUGUCAUCCUGCUGCAAAAUGCACAAUAUUAUGGAAGAAGGAAUUACAAUUGUGGAAGAUCUAAACAAAAGGAGAGAGCCCCUUCCAACACUUGAAGCCAUUUAUCUGAUUGCUCCAACUGCUGAAUCGAUAGACAAGCUGAUUCAAGAUUAUUGCGCCAGAAAUUUGUACAAAUGCGCUCAUGUCUUUUUCACCGAAGCGUGUUCGGAUCAGCUCUUCUCAACAUUAUCCAAAAGUGCAGCUGCUCGUUUCAUCAAAACUCUGAAGGAGAUUAACAUAGCUUUCACUCCAUACGAAAGCCAGGUUUUCAAUUUGGACUCUCCUGAUACAUUUUUCUUAUACUACAACGCCCAAAAACAAGGUGGUCUGACAUCGAACCUUGAGAGAAUUGCUGAACAAAUCGCAACGGUGUGCGCAACACUUGGAGAAUAUCCAUCAUUGAGGUACCGUGCUGACUUUGAGAGAAAUGUUGAGCUCGGCCACCUUGUUGAGCAAAAACUCGACGCUUACAAGGCUGACGAUCCAUCUAUGGGUGAGGGAGCCGACAAGGCACGCAGUCAGUUGAUCAUCAUCGACAGAGGUUACGAUGCCAUCACUCCACUUCUCCAUGAACUUACUCUUCAAGCAAUGUGCUACGACCUUUUGGGCAUUGAGAAUGACGUUUACAAGUACGAAACGGGAGGAAGCGAUGAAAACUUGGAGAAAGAGGUUCUGCUCGAUGAGAAUGAUGAUUUAUGGGUUGAAAUGAGGCACAAACAUAUUGCCGUUGUUUCACAAGAAGUCACAAAGAACUUGAAAAAGUUCAGUGAGAGCAAGGGCAACAAGGGAACGAUGGACUCCAAAUCGAUCAAGGAUCUAUCGAUGCUCAUCAAAAGAAUGCCACAGCACAAGAAAGAGUUGAACAAGUUUAGCACUCACAUCAGUCUUGCUGAGGAAUGCAUGAAACAGUAUCAACAAGGAGUUGACAAGUUGUGUAAGGUUGAACAAGAUUUGAGUACCGGAAUCGACGCAGAAGGAGAACGAGUCAGAGAUGCAAUGAAGUUGAUGGUGCCACUUUUGAUUGACCCAGCCGUGCGGUGUGAAGACCGCCUCAGAUUGAUUCUGUUGUACAUUCUUUCCAAGAAUGGAAUUACUGAUGAAAACUUGAAUAAACUUUUACAACACGCUAAUAUCUCCAUGGCUGAUAAGGAAACAAUCACCAACGCUGCUUACUUGGGAUUGAAUAUUGUUACCGAUACCGGCCGCAAGAAGACGUGGACCCCAACCAAAAAGGAAAGACCACACGAGCAAGUUUACCAAUCUUCCCGCUGGGUUCCAGUUAUCAAGGAUAUUAUUGAAGAUGCUAUUGACGAGCGUUUGGACACAAAACAUUUCCCAUUCCUUGCUGGACGACAAGUUAACCAAGGAUACAGAGCCCCUGCAUCUGCUAGAUAUGGUCAGUGGCACAAGGAACGAGGACAACAAUCCAACUAUCGCAGUGGACCACGACUGAUUAUCUACAUUAUUGGAGGUGUCACCUUCUCCGAAAUGCGAGCUUGUUAUGAAGUGACCGCUGCCCGAAAACCGUGGGAAGUCGUCAUUGGGUCCGACAGAAUCAUCACUCCGGAUAAGUUCCUGACCAACUUGCGUGACCUGAACAAACCGCGUGACAUAUGACAGAGUGCGGGGUACCGAAAAGAAUCGACAAUUGACGAAACAACAAGAUACGGCCCUAUUUGAGAUUUCCCUCCCAUUUUCCAAACACUGACCAUUAUUUCAUUACAGUAAAUUUUUCUCAUAGAUUGUUUUCGUGCCCCACACACGUUUGGGAAUUUUCUUAUUCUCCCACCAGUAAUUUAUUCUUUGUCAUCAUUUAGCUUGUUGCCUCUAAGUCAUUUUUCUAAGCCUUCAACAAUAGCUAGUGCGCUCAAUUAACCUUCAUUAUUUAUUGAUAUUACCUCACAAAACUUCUGAAAAACAGUCUAUCAAACCCGAAACAAUUUCAGUUAAUUUCUCUUCCCAUGGCCAAAAAUAAUGUAACUGUAUAUGUAUAGUUUUUAAUAAGUUUCUUCGUCCAGUUACAUGUAUUACCCUUCACUGACCAUUUAAAUAAUUUGAUUUUUAUGCUUUAAGACUAUUUGAAUAAUGUGCUCGGCUAGAUAUAGUAUUUAUUUUUAUCUAAUGAUUGUAUCCCCCGGUUUGAAAAAAAUUUAGUCAUAGGCUAGUGUUUCUGUGUUGCUACGACUUUUAUUGUUUUUUAUCUUGCUUUUAAUCUGAAAAUGAGGAUUCCUCGUUGCAAUAAUUCCAAAAACCAAGGAUUGUGAUUUGACGUUGUGUUUUUGUCUAGUCAAAAGAGUUGUGCAUUUCAAAAACAUUCCUCGAUUUUCCUGGUACAUUUUCCUUUCGUUUCUCGCCAUUUGUUCCAACCAUUUUUUGAAUAGAAUUUGCACUCGCAUAAUAAAGAUCAACUCGACGGAA